Molecule: messenger RNA, 612 nt
Organism: Salvia hispanica
Lineage: Eukaryota; Viridiplantae; Streptophyta; Magnoliopsida; Lamiales; Lamiaceae
Source: RefSeq, a predicted model, not a curated record
GUAGAAGGGAAGGGUGAUUUUGUAAUUGCGGCGAAUGUUACUGUGGAUUGCUCGUCGUUUCCUGGAUGUGAGCUCGCUAUAAAUGUUACGGGUAACUUUACUUUAGGUGAGAAUGCGUCGAUAAUUUGUGGCACCUUUCAGUUAGUUGCGGAUAAUGCGUUUUUUGGAAAUGGCUCUACUGUGAAUACUACUGCGUUGGCGGGGGCGCCACCGGCACAGACUAGUGGGACCCCGCAAGGGGUGGAUGGAGCGGGCGGGGGCCAUGGAGGAAGAGGUGCGGCGUGUUUGAAGGAUGCGAGUAAGAAUCCUGAAGAUGUGUGGGGAGGGGAUGCUUAUGCGUGGUCGAGUUUGGCGAAGCCAUGGAGUUAUGGGAGUAAAGGAGGGACGACGAGUAAGGAAAUUGAUUACGGGGGUGGUGGAGGGGGAAGGGUCUUGUUUCUGGUGACAGCGUUAUUGGAUGUGAAUGGGAGUGUUUUGGCCAGUGGCGGAGAUGCAGGUCCGAAAGGAGGCGGAGGGUCUGGAGGCAGCAUAUACAUCAAGGCUCAUAAGAUAAUCCGAUCCGUUGCUGCUAAUCCACAUUAGAUAUUUAUGGUUUGACUAACAGCUUCUCAA